Molecule: messenger RNA, 447 nt
Organism: Trichobilharzia szidati
Lineage: Eukaryota; Metazoa; Platyhelminthes; Trematoda; Strigeidida; Schistosomatidae
Source: the annotation of a GenBank genome assembly
CGGAAGAUGAAAUAUUGUGUGUGAAGUAAAAUGUUUUGGAAAUUUUGACCAUUCGAGGCCGAGAUUCUAUUGUUCACUGAAAUCUGGCCUUGUUUAAGCAACUGGUUUAGGCGGACACUUUUAGCUGGCUCUAAGUGCUUGUACCAUGCCGCUCGCACGUGAUCUUUUGCACCCAUCUUUCCGGGAAGAAAAGCGAAAAUGCAAGCUUAAACGGUUGGUCCCAUCACCGAACUCCUUUUUCAUGGAUGUUAAGUGUUCUGGAUGUCUUAAAAUUCAGAUAGUUUUUAGUCAUGCUCAAACUCCAGUUGUUUGCCCUGGAUGUGAUCGGAUAUUGUGCCAACCCACGGGGGGUCGAGCACGACUAGCUGAUGGAUGUAGCUAUCGAAAGAAGACUCGGUAAACUUUUGUAUUUUCUGAUGGAUUCAAUAAACUUAUGGAAAUAACUGA